Messenger RNA from Symbiodinium necroappetens, 399 nucleotides. The record is from the annotation of a GenBank genome assembly. Lineage: Eukaryota; Dinophyceae; Suessiales; Symbiodiniaceae.
AUGCGCACGCACCGCAAGCGGACUCUGCAGAGGUUGGCCUUUCACCUUUGCCCAGGUGUUGAAGCAUCUGUCUCUGUGUUUGUCACCAUGCUCGAAGCCAAAGUGCCACCGCCCGUCUACUUGCUGAACGAGAACAACAAGCCGCUGAAGGCAGAAUCAAAGCAGAUUUGUGAGCAGACUGGUGCACUGCUGCACCCGGUGGAUGAUAUCGCCACGUAUGUGGAGGUUGCGGGCCAUCGGAUCUUUGUGACUAGAGCGGAGACGCAGGAGGCGAAGCACUUCGGCGAUCCCUCGCUUCGGGUGCUCGGUUUCAAGCCCCUCAGCUCCUUGCAGGAUCAUCACCGCAUGUUCCAUGCCUACUUCGUCUACCCAAACGAGCGAGGCAAGGAGCUCCGAUGA